CUCACGCCCGCGUCUCGCAUCGCUGGCCACCACUCGUGUUACUCGCUGCGCGGUAUACCCGCCUGUCCGUCUCGAAACUUUCGGUCAUAGCACUGCUUCUCUGACCUGGCUGUGCUUCCGGACAUGUCUCGAAAUGUGGCUUCGACAUCCACUCCCGCAGGACUAUCUAAAACUGGUUAUCCGGAGGUCCCCAAUGGUAUCCGCGCACCUUCAGGAAAUGGUAGCCCAUGGCGCCUAGGAAGAUCCGCUUCUACCACAUCUACUAUGGAGCCUGUGUUAGACCCGACAAGAAACCCUGGCGGAAUCGACCCCGAUGAGUUAUUCGCAAGGCAUACGGUCUCGGAGGUUAGGAAGGUACAACAACGCCUGAGGGUCAAUGCUGAGGCAAAACAGGAAGAGCUCCGCCUCAUGGUUGGGGAACGGUAUCGGGAUCUUCUGCAAGCCUCGAGCUCCAUCAUAUCAAUGGCAGCGUCGUCUCGACGCGUUUUGCAAGCUUUGGACGAGAUGCGCGAUAUUGUGGGCUCGGCAAAGCCACCGCGGAUGACAAGACGAACCCAUGCAGGCGAGGAAGACAAACAUAUACAGGCCUUGCAAUCCCUGUCUGCACAUCUCAAGCUUCUGCUAGACGCACCGGAACAUCUAUGGAGGUUCAUGGAACACAGGAUGUAUUUGAAAGCUGCCUGGCUCUUCCUGACAGCUAGGGUUGUUCACCGAACGCUCCUGCAAGAGGAUGAGGACAUGGACCAGAGUUGGAAUGACUAUGGCAUCGAUGUCUCGGAACAAAUACCCUUAGUGCAGCGGCAAUGGGACACCGUCUCACAGUUUCGUUCCCAGAUUACACAUAAAGCGACGCUUUCGUUGCGAGAGCAUAGCACAUCGUCGGCCGAAAUUUGUGCGACUCUUUUGACUCUUCAUAUCCUCGAAUCUCGGCCUCUAGGAGAGACGCUAUCGAUUUUUCUCGCACAGCGAUCUAAGACCCUCUCGGUGACCCUGUCGUCGGUGCAAUCAGAGUCGGCGAACGGACAUGCGAAUAUUGCUCCAAGCGAAUACGGCAAGACAUCAAGCAGGGCGCGCAAGGCUAUCCUCCGAGAGGUCAAGCGCAAUCUUCAGGUCGCUUUGGAUUCGAUAUCGCAUACGCUCCGCGCCGCACGAGACAUCUUUGCCGAUGGUGCUUCCGGGAAAGCAGGCAUGAUGCAACAAGCCCUCCAGUAUAUACAAGAGGAGCAGGCCUCUCCAUCGCUACCCUCCGACCUGCAGAUGACGACGCAGACAUUACUCAAUUCUCUACCGUCGUCCGCCCAUUUCACCCUGUUGCCAGACACGAUCCGAUCGUACAAGCCAUAUAUUGGUGCUGCGUCUGCGUCUCCCUCUGUCGCACAGGACCUCUUGCAGCAGAAGCUUGGCAACUGGUUUUCACGUUCCCUGGAGGCUGUCCAAGCAGCGGCCUCGAGAUGGUUAUCGAGUCUAGAAACCGUCAAGGAAGUCUGGGAUCUCCGUGCAUCUUCCUUCGCGAUCACCUCGAAGCUUGACGGCGUGGAGUCUUACGAAAAGAGUCGAAUUCGCUCGAUGCUGGAUGCCCUCUACCAGCAGCAAACUGUAUCGGUCUGGCGAAAGGCUUUGAGCUCGGCAGAGAUGUCGUUCCAAGAGAGGCUGACGGCUGCGCUACGGGCCCUGCAGAGCCACUGUAACGAAAGUACUUCAGAUGCACAACCUGUCGACUAUCUCUUUCAUGCCCUCCCGCUGCCAUCAAUCUCUCAGACCACCAUCAAUGCCUCCCUAACGGAUGCGCCGUUCAAACGAUACAAGGCCGGGCUGCACCGACAGCUCCACGGAAGGACGCCGCUUCUCCAUGACGUUCUAGGCGCCAUAGAAGAGUCAUCUCAUAGCCUCGAAGAACAUCUAGGUGCUAUGCAGGCUUCUGAUCACGAGGGAGGUGUACUCGCUUCACGGCUACGAGACGCAUAUCAGCCCGACGCUGCAGGUUUCUGUUCCCGCAUAACCCAAAUCCUGGAUGAUUGUCAAGAAGACGUCGACGAUACGGAAGGUCUACGAAGUACAGCAGCUUUCUUGGGGCGGUUGCAAUACGAGCUUGCCUCGUCUUCGUCGUUCAUUACGACGAUUGGCUGCAACCAGGAGGCUGUCGAUGAAUUCAGGAAGCGGAUGCAUGCCCUCCACGAUCAGACAUUCGAGCGCUGGAGAGAGCUCAUUGUUGAGCACAUCGUGAAGACUAUUUGGCCCCGGACGGGGAGUCAAGAUGAUGCCGGACUCCGGCCAGCUGAACACCCGAAACGGCCUUCAGCUGCUCUAGUUCAAGCAUUGCUGUCUCUGUCAUCGUCGCUGCAAGAAUUCUGGACAACAAUUGAUCCUGUGCGGAAACGAUCACUAGUUGGCGACUGCAUCACGUACUUCGUUUCGCGGAGCUGUAAACAUGGUGCCGUCGAGAUACGAGAACCGCAUCAAGGACUACAGCGGUACUGGGACUUGUGGUUCAUGCGACAUUUGACGACUACAUGGGGUCAUGAAGAGCUCCGAAUGCAACUAGAUGAACGGAUAGGCGAUGUUCGAGCAAAGCUAUUCUCACAGGGCAUUGAGCAACCUCAACUUGAAUGUGACGAUAGUAUCUCGGAAUACCUAUCAAGAAUGCAAAUCAUCUUCUCACCCCUCUUCCCUCCUCCCGAGGUACAUCCUGCGACGCCUCUAUCAAAAGACAAGAGCAAGUCUUCGGCGCUGCUGUGCCAUGCGCCACCAGCAGCCGAGCAGCACUUCCACCCCUCAUUGGAGCUCGUCAAGCCUUCGGCUCGGUUUGGCUUGUUGCUCGUAGGCAGUUCAGCUGCCCGGUGAAGGCAAUCGCCUACGCGCACAUUGUAUAUACCAAUCCUUCUGGACUUACUAGCAUUCUAACGAUGCCCCGUCGAUCUCGAACGCUGCAUUAAUGUGGAGAAAUUUCUUCGUACCAUCCAACGUCGCCGCCUGGUCGCAGCGACGUACUGCCGACGUUCUAUCAUGGUGAAGCGGUACAGAAAAUCGUUAGAAUGAUAAUGAUCUAGAUCAAUCACCUGAGUGACC
This is a messenger RNA of Rhodofomes roseus, 3066 nucleotides long. RefSeq lists its product as uncharacterized. The record is from RefSeq and is a predicted model, not a curated record. NCBI's taxonomy places the organism in Eukaryota, Fungi, Basidiomycota, Agaricomycetes, Polyporales, Fomitopsidaceae. Bases 124 to 2841 code for a protein of 905 amino acids. The transcript is spliced from 12 exons. Gene Ontology annotation, cellular component: COG complex; Golgi apparatus. Gene Ontology annotation, biological process: intra-Golgi vesicle-mediated transport.